Molecule: messenger RNA, 2885 nt
Organism: Myotis lucifugus (little brown bat)
Lineage: Eukaryota; Metazoa; Chordata; Mammalia; Chiroptera; Vespertilionidae
Gene: HIP1
Product: huntingtin interacting protein 1
Biological process (GO): clathrin coat assembly; endocytosis; actin filament organization
Cellular component (GO): actin cortical patch; presynapse; extrinsic component of postsynaptic membrane
Molecular function (GO): phosphatidylinositol-3,4-bisphosphate binding; clathrin-cargo adaptor activity; clathrin light chain binding
Source: RefSeq, a predicted model, not a curated record
CGGCGCCGUGGGGAUCCCGGGGCGGUCGAGGGCCCCAGACUCCGCUCCGCGAGGCAACAUGGACCGGAUGGCCAGCUCCAUGAAGCAGGUGCCCAACCCCCUGCCCAAAGUGCUGGGCCGGCGCGGGGUCGGAGCGGGGAUGGAGGCGGCGGAACGGGAGAGUUUCGAGCGGACUCAGACUGUCAGCAUCAAUAAGGCCAUUAAUACGCAGGAAGUGGCUGUAAAGGAAAAACACGCCAGAACGUGCAUCCUGGGUACCCACCAUGAGAAAGGGGCACAGACCUUUUGGUCUGUCGUCAACCGGCUGCCCCUCUCCAGCAACGCUGUGCUCUGCUGGAAGUUCUGCCACGUGUUCCACAAACUCCUCCGAGAUGGACACCCAAACGUCCUGAAGGACUCUCUGAGAUACAAAAACGAACUGAGUGACAUGAGCAGGAUGUGGGGCCACCUGAGUGAGGGGUAUGGACAGCUUUGCAGCAUCUACCUCAAACUGCUCAGAACGAAGAUGGAAUACCACACCAAAAAUCCCAGGUUCCCAGGCAACCUUCAGAUGAGCGACCGGCAGCUGGACGAGGCUGGAGAGAGUGAUGUUAACAACUUUUUUCAGCUAACAGUGGAGAUGUUCGACUACCUGGAGUGUGAACUCAACCUGUUUGAGCAGAUGUUCAACUCCCUGGACAUGUCCCGCUCUGUAUCCGUGACGACAGCUGGGCAGUGCCGCCUCGCCCCGCUGAUCCAGGUCAUAUUGGACUGCAGUCACCUCUAUGAUUACACUGUCAAGCUUCUCUUCAAACUCCACUCCUGUCUCCCGGCUGACACCCUGCAAGGCCACCGGGACCGUUUCAUGGAGCAGUUCACAAAAUUGUACCAAGAGAUCAGUGUGCUGAAGGCACGGCUGGAAAACAUGAAGACUGAGAGCCAGCGUGCUGUCCUGCAGCUGAAGGGCCGCAUCAGCGAGCUGGAGGCCGAGCUGGCGGAGCAGAAGCACCUGCGGCAGCAGGCGGCCGAUGAUAGCGAGUUCCUGCGGGCGGAGCUGGAUGAACUCAAGAAGAAGCGAGAAGACACAGAGAAGGCGCAGCGGAGCCUGACGGAGAUAGAAAGGAAAGCCCAGGCCAAUGAGCAGCGGUACAGCAAGCUGAAGGAGAAGUACAGUGAGCUGGUGCAGAACCACGCUGACCUGCUGCGGAAGAAUGCAGAGGUGACCAAACAGGUGUCUGUGGCCAGACAAGCCCAGGUGGAUUUGGAACGAGAGAAAAAAGAGAUAGAGGAUUCCUUCCAGCGCGUGAGCGAGCAGGCCCAGCGAAAAACUCAAGAACAGACAGAAGUACUAGAGAACUUGAAGCAGGAACUUGCCACCAGCAAACAAGAACUCCAGGUUGUCCAAGGCAGCCUGGAAAUGGCUGCCCAGUCAGAAGGAAAAUGGGUGACCCAGAUUGCUGAACUGGAGAAGGACCGGGGCCGUUUGGUGAAUGCCAUGGCUCGUCGAGAAGAGGAAUUCUCUGCUCUUCAGGAACAGCUGGAAAACACCCAGCUCAAACUGUCCAGCACACAGGAAUCUAUGUGCCAGCUCGCAAAGGGCCAACGAAAAAUGCUUCUGGCAGAAUCAAGGAAGGCGGCAGAGCAGGUGAUACAAGAGGCCCUGAGGCAGCUUGAGGAGCCCACUCUCAUCAGCUGUGCCGGAUCUGCAGAUCACCUUCUCUCCACGGUCAAGUCCGUUUCCAGCUGUAUUGAACAACUGGAAAAAUGCUGGAGCCGGUAUAUUGCCUGCCCAGAAGAUAUCAGUGGGCUUCUGCACUCAGUAACCCUCCUUGCCCACUUGACCAGCGACACCAUUGUUCACGGCGGCACCACCUGCCUUAGAGCCCUGCCAGAGCCUGCUGAUGCACUGACCGAGGCCUGUAAGCAGUAUGGCAAGGAAACCCUCCUCUAUCUGGCUUUCCUGGAGGAAGAAAGAACCCCUGAGAAUGUCGACAGCACAGCCCUGAGGAGCUUCCUCAGCAAGAUCGCGGCCAUCGGCGAGGAGCUCCUGCCCAGAGGCCUGGACAUCAAACAGGAGGAGCUAGGAGACCUGGUGGACAAGGAGAUGGCUGCUACUUCAGCUGCCAUUGAAACUGCUACAGCCAGAAUAGAGGAGAUGCUCAGCAAAUCCCGAGAAGGAGACACAGGAGUCAAAUUAGAGGUGAACGAAAGGAUUCUUGGUUCAUGUACCAACCUAAUGCAAGCUAUUCAGGUCCUGAUUGUGGCCUCGAAGGACCUCCAGAGAGAGAUAGUGGAAAGUGGCCGGGGCACAGCAUCUCCUAAAGAGUUUUAUGCCAAGAAUUCUCGAUGGACAGAAGGACUCAUUUCAGCCUCCAAAGCUGUGGGCUGGGGAGCCACUGUCAUGGUUGAUGCAGCCGAUCUGGUGGUACAAGGCAAAGGGAAGUGAGAGCUAAUGGUGUGCUCCCAUGAAAUUGCUGCUAGCACAGCCCAGCUUGUGGCUGCAUCCAAGGUGAAAGCUGGUAAGGACAGCCCAAACCUGGCCCAGCUGCAGCAAGCCUCUCGCGGGGUGAACCAGGCCACCGCCGCGGUCGUGGCCUCAACCAUUUCUGGCAAAUCGCAGAUUGAGGAAACAGACAACAUGGACUUCUCAGGCAUGACGCUGACCCAGAUCAAACGCCAGGAGAUGGAUUCCCAGGUUAGGGUGCUAGAGCUAGAAAAUGAACUGCAGAAGGAGCGUCAAAAACUGGGGGAGCUUCGAAAAAAGCACUACGAGCUUGCUGGUGUUGCUGAGGGCUGGGAAGAAGAAACAGAAGCAUCUCCACCUGCACUGCAAGAAGUGGUAACCGAGAAGGAAUAGAGCCGCACUGAUGCCCCACACGUCACAGUGUAAAUCUUUGUUGCCUGUU